GCAAUAACCAACCAGAACAAAUCUUCGGGUCAUCUCUGCGCCGCCGCCAUCGACAUGUCCGCCUCCACGCAUAAGGCCAAGCUUGCAGCGUUCAGUCCAUGCCAGAGCUUCUUUGUCUCAAUCUCCGACGACAACCGCGUCAAAGUCUGGGAUGUUGCAUCUGGCUCGCUUCGGCAAGAACUGAAAGAGCGUGACCACUUGACGUACAAAUACACGUCGCUCGCGUGGACCAAAGCUUCUCCAUGGGCCGCCAGCAGUAGCAGCUCCUCUAAGAAGGGCACCAAGCGGUCGGCGACCAGCGACCUUGGCGUGCUGGCGCUGGGCACGACCACCGGCGCGAUCGUCGUGUGGAACUUGGAAAAGGGCGAAGUGGGUGUCCGUCUGGCCCGCGAAACGAGCGAGAACGGCCACGCCGCCGCGGUCACGGACAUUGUGUUUGCAUCGUCGGGCGCGACGUUGUUUUCGUCGUCGAAUGAGAAAAACGUGUUGGAGUGGAACGUCAAGGACGCCAGCGUGACCCGCAAGUUCAAAGUCGGCUCGGACGGCGCGUCCAAGCUCGCGUUGUCCAAGUCAGAUGACGUGCUCGCCGUCGGCAGCAGCAGCAUCAAGCUGUUUGACGUUGCGUCGGGCAAAAAGAGCAAAAAGCUCACGUCUGGCCACGCCACGGCCGUGUCUCAACUGGCCUUUUCCGACUGCGCGCGAUACCUGUUUUCGUCUACCGGCGAGCGCUUUAUCAACGUAUUUGACGUGUCUGCCGAGUCGACCGACCCGCUCUACAACUUUGCCGCCGAUACCAGCCUUGCGACGCUGGUGACGCGUGUGCUCGUGGCCAAGAAGGCCAAGCAUUCGGUGGCCACUGUCGCGUCGGUUGCCGACAAUGGCUCUGUGUUUGUGUGGCAGCAUGCGAUGACGUUGUCUUCCAAGCCCGUGCUCGCCGCCACCCAGAUCACAGCGUCAGCGGCGGUCCAGUUGGCGGCAUUCUCGGUCGACAACACCAAUGCCGUCAUCGUUGCGCGAGGGUCGAUCCACAAACCGCACUUUGAAACCGUGGCGUUCGAAAAGGACGGCGCGAUCGUGUCGGCGCAUGUGACACUGUCAGCGUUGGACACGUCGUCACUGCUUGUCGCAAAGAAGAGCAAAGUGGAAAAGAAUGCCGAGGACGUUGCCAAGAAGGGCGACGCGCACGUUCCGACGUUGGUCGAACGCGGCACGGCCAAAACAUCGACGAUGGUGGAUGCCACCGCCGGGGCCGUGGUGGACGAAGCCGAAGAAACAGAAGAAACAGAAGACGACGACGAAGAAGCAACGCUGGAAGACCGGCUGCAGCUUCUCCGUGACGAUAUUGAUGACAACGAAGACAUUGAAGACGAUGCGUUGACAACUGUGACACCGCGCCCCCAUACGCUGAGCCGCGCCAAGGCUCAAGCGUCGUCAACAUCCCUUGUGAGUGUGCUGGAGCAGGCGCUGCAAUCCAAGGACAACGCGCUGCUCGAGCACUGCCUCCGCAUCCAUGAUCCCAAGGUCAUCGACGAGACGUGCCGCCGCCUCAACACCACGCGGGUGUUUCCGUUCCUGUUGCUACUCGUGGAAAAGUUUGAGAAGCGGCCCACGCGCGGCGCCACCAUGUGCCAGUGGAUCAAGUUCCUCAUGCUCAACCACACGGCGUACCUUAUGACCGUCCCCGACGUGAUUGACAAGCUCAGCACGCUGUACCAGUCGUUGGACGCCCGCGUCAAGGUGUUCCCCCAGCUACACAAACUGUCGGGGCGGUUGAAUUUGGUGCUUGGGCAAAUCGCCGGCCGAUCCAACGUUGAAGUGGUCGACGAUGCCCCGGAUGUCGUGUACAACGAAGCGGACGACUACGAGGAAGACGAAGAAGAAGAAGAAGAAGAGGAACACGACGAGGAAGACGACGACGAUGAGGAAGACGACGAGUAAACAAUAGAUUAUAAUAGCUAAACACGCACGUAUUAUGGUAA
Messenger RNA from Aphanomyces astaci, 1979 nucleotides. RefSeq lists its product as hypothetical. The transcript is spliced from 5 exons. Gene Ontology annotation, biological process: maturation of SSU-rRNA from tricistronic rRNA transcript (SSU-rRNA, 5.8S rRNA, LSU-rRNA). Bases 55 to 1938 code for a protein of 627 amino acids. The record is from RefSeq and is a predicted model, not a curated record. Lineage: Eukaryota; Oomycota; Saprolegniomycetes; Saprolegniales; Verrucalvaceae. Gene Ontology annotation, cellular component: nucleolus. Gene Ontology annotation, molecular function: protein binding.